AUGUCAAUCAACGUCAGGCAGACCACAAGUAAACCAAUGUCAACCAGUACCAGAGAGUCCACCAGUCAGACUUCUGAAGAGACUUCAGGUCAACCAAUGUCAUCUAGAACCAUGGAUAUCACUACUCAGCCAGUGUCAACCAGUACCACAGAGACCUCUAGCAUUACUAAGAUCACAAGUCAACGAACAUCAACCAGUACCACAGAGACCUCAACCAGUAGUAAAAUCACUACUCAGCCUGUUUCCACAAAGACUCCUGCCAGUACUGCAAUCACUAAGCAGCCAACAUCUACUAGUUCUAAAACCACAAGUCAGCCAAAAUCAACCAGUACCACAGAGACCUCAACCAGUAGUAAAAUCACUAUUCAGCCUGUUACCACAAAGACUGCUGCCAGUACUACAAUCACUAAGCAGCCAACAUCUACUAGUACUAAAACCACAAGUCAGCCAAAAUCAACCAGUAUACAAGAGACCACUAGUCACCCAGGGACAACCAGUUCUAUAAAGAACACAAGUCAGCAGAUGUCAACAAGUAGCACAGAGACCACCAGGAGUACUAGUCAAUCAACGUCACCCAGUAUCACCCAGUCCACAAACCACAAAUCAAAGUCAACAAACAUCACAGAUACCACCAGCCAACCACUGUCAACCAGCAUCAUACAAACUCUUAGCCAACCAACAUCAGCUAGUAUGAAAAGGACAACUAGCCAACCAAUGCCAACCAGCACCACAAAGACCUCCAAGACCACAAGUCAACAUACUUCUACCAGAAAGACCACUAAUCAGCCAAAAUCAACUAGGUCGACUGAGACCUUUAGGAAUACAAAGAGACCACCAGAGACCACUAGUCAACCAAUGUCCACCACUACCAGGAAAACCACUAGUCUGGCAACUUCAACCAGUACAUUUAUAACAAAACAUAGUUCUAAACUGGUACCAACCAGUGCUGUUACACAUCUUUCCACACAAGUCAUCAGUAUGAAGAAUGCAACCAAAUCCCCGACAGGUUAUCCUCUGUGGUUCAUUAUCGUCAUAGCCGCCAUUACUGCUGUGGUCACAACCCUUCUAUUUUUACUUUGCUUUACGAUUGGAAAAAUGUUAAAUCGUUCAGGAUUUCACCGCCGUUACAAUUCACAUGCUUAGCAUCAGUAAGGGAUGAAUUAUCCAUCUUCAAGAACAGACAGUAGCCUCGAAGACGCCACCAUAAUCUAUAAAGAGUUAUUUAUGUUUUUAUUUCCUAUGAUGUCAUCACCUGUGAAUUAGACAAAAUACCAACUGGCUUCGUAUCUCAGAUACGGAAUUUUAGAACAUACUUAUCUACUAUGAAGAUGGGUGACCGAGGUUCCACCGCCAUUUUCGGAGAAGUGAACUUGUCUUCUCAAUGUGAGAACCAUGUUUUUGGUGAUAUGGUUUGAGUACUGGUUCUAAUAGUGGAUCUUUCCAAGCUUUUUCCAGCAUGUGCCAGAAAAGAUACCUCCACUACCACGUACUAACGAUCAUCAAUGAACCCCCUCCUCCACCUAUUUCUAAUAGCUGUCUACAUAAGCUGACCAUGGGGUCUUUCAAACCUUCUCAAAACACCCACGGUGAUCCUCAGCACUCCAUAACAAUGCAAAGGGACUCUUCGAUGAAAUAUUUAUACGUAGUUAGUGGCGUCGGCCUGUAUUCCCGACGUUAGUUUUGGCGCCAUUAUGUAGAAUUAUCUUAUAGAUUCCAUAUCUUGGCAGGAAAUUAAAAGUUGCCAUAAAUUAUAUAUGUAUGUGAAUCUCUUACAUUUAUUUACGUAAACUUUUGUACAGAAGAACCUAACAUUUUGUAAAAAUCUUCUUUCAUCCAAUCAAUUUGCUUUUAGAAACUUGAGAUUAUUUCUUUUGCAUAUUACUAAUGAACUGAAUGAAUAUUUGAAACAUUGCCUCACAUUAUUUAUUUAUCAUUUAUUAUAGCUUUAUUAUUAAAAAAAAUAUAAAAAAAUUAAAAAUUAAUAUGUAAUAUUUGAAGCAGGUAACUUGUCCCAGCCUAUAAACUGUAGAGUUGAUUUCCCCAUUAAAAGUGAGAGUUUAUGAAAAAAAAAUAUAUAACAAUUAUUCAGCUGGAA
Molecule: messenger RNA, 2095 nt
Organism: Spea bombifrons (plains spadefoot toad)
Lineage: Eukaryota; Metazoa; Chordata; Amphibia; Anura; Pelobatidae
Exons: 3
Coding region: 1-1143 (380 amino acids)
Source: RefSeq, a predicted model, not a curated record